Messenger RNA from Conger conger (European conger), 1922 nucleotides. Its product is annotated as mucolipin-1-like. NCBI's taxonomy places the organism in Eukaryota, Metazoa, Chordata, Actinopteri, Anguilliformes, Congridae. The record is from RefSeq and is a predicted model, not a curated record. Gene Ontology annotation, molecular function: NAADP-sensitive calcium-release channel activity. Gene Ontology annotation, cellular component: lysosomal membrane; plasma membrane. Bases 177 to 1922 code for a protein of 581 amino acids. The transcript is spliced from 13 exons.
CUGAGGAAGUCUUGAGACGUGUUUAUUGUGGUUUUAAACGGUACGGCGCUGCUGUCAACCAGCGACGUGGUGGGCUUAUUGUCGCCCAGAGUCGACCAGUUCGGCCGCGAUUCUCCCUUAUUUGUUGAGUGCAUUCCCUAUUUAUUCCAGUUAUUUAUGUAUUUCAAGGCAUCGGCAUGGCUUCUCCUGGUUGUAACGACUGCAACCACGACGCAGAGAGAGGCAAGCUGUUGACCUCGGUCACAUGUUACGGCUCCAGCGACUCCAGUGACCAUGUGGCCCCCGUGGCCCCCGUCACCCUCGGCAACCACCGGCCCCGGCAGCUUGGAGGGUGGGGCUCGGAGCAGGAGGAAGAGGAGCAAGAGGAGGAGCUCCGCCGGAAGUUGAAGUACUUCUUCAUGAGCCCCUGUGACAAGUUCCACGCCAAGGGCCGCAAGCCCUUCAAACUGGGCCUGCAGCUGCUGAAGAUCGUCAUCGUCACCGUGCAGCUGGUACUGUUUGGCCUCAGCAACCAGAUGGUGGUGACCUUUAAUGAGGAGAAUACCGCGUCCUUCAAGAACAUCUUCCUGAAGGACUACGGCGAGGAUGUGGAAGAGCCACUGACGGUCUACACGCAGAGUGACGUCUACAGCCACAUCGAGUAUGCCAUCGAGCAGUACCUGGCGCUGCCGGACACCACGGUGGGGCGCUACGCGUACGUUUUCGGGGUGGGCGUGAACGAGAGCGCCCUCUCGCUCUGCCAGAGGUACUUCAGGAAAGGGAGCAUCGACCCGGCCAAUGACACCUUCGACAUCGACCCGCACGUCGUCACCGACUGUAUUGGAGUGAAUCCCAUGGCCACGCCUCCUAGUCCACUCCUGGUGCGUAACAGCCACAAGAACUUCACCCUGCAGUUCCACAAGUUGAUCAAUGUGACCAUUGAGUUCCAGUUGAAGGCCAUUAAUAUCCAGACCAUCAUCAACAAUGAGAUCCCCGACUGCUACACCUUCUCCAUCACGAUUCUGAUGGAUAAUAAGGCUCACAGCGGGCAGGUGAAGAUCAGUCUCCAUAACCACGCUUCCAUCCAGGAGUGCACAGACCCCAGCGUGUCGGGGCACGCGGAGAAUUACCAGCGGCUGCUGUUUGACCUGUUUGUGGCGGCUGUGUGUCUGCUCUCCCUGGUGCUGUGCGGGAGGUCCAUCAUCCGCGGGAUCUUCCUGCAGAACGAGUUUGUGCGGUUCUUCCGGUACCGCCUGGGCCGGGGUGUGUGUUUGAGUGACAGGCUGGAGUUUGUGAACGGCUGGUACCUCCUGCUGGUGGUCAGCGACGUCCUCACCAUCAUUGGCAGCUUCAUAAAGAUCAGCAUCGACUCCAAGAACCUGUCCUCCUACGACGUCUGCGGGAUCCUGCUGGGAACCUCCACCCUGCUGGUGUGGGUGGGGGUCAUCCGCUACUUCAGCUUCUUCCAGAAGUACAACAUCCUGAUCAUCACGCUGCAGGCCGCGUUCCCCAACGUCAUCCGCUUCUGCUGCUGUGCCGCCGCCAUCUACAUGGGCUACUGCUUCUGCGGCUGGAUCGUCCUGGGGCCCUACCACGUCAAGUUCCGCUCGCUGUCCAUGGUGUCCGAGUGCCUCUUCUCGCUCAUCAACGGCGACGACAUGUACGUGACCUUCGUGGGGAUGCAGGACAGCAGCCCGCUGGUGUGGGUCUUCAGCCAGGUCUACCUCUACACCUUCAUCUCCCUCUUCAUCUACAUGGUGCUGUCGCUCUUCAUCGCCCUCAUCACCGGCGCCUACGAGACCAUCAAGCAUCAGACCCAGGAGCCGGCCCAUGUCACAGAGCUGCAGGCCUUCAUCGCCCAGUGCAAGGACACGCCCUGCUCCGGAAAGUUCCGCAGCCUGGAGAGCGGGCCCUGCUCUCUGUUCUGCUGCUGCGACAGGUGA